UUUACUUUAUGUAUUUUUCCUGAAUUAGGAAGAUUCCAAGUGUGAUUGCGGCACUGCAAUAAUUAAUCACUGGACUAUGAUUAUGUGAUGAUAUAUAGAGUCAUUAUCUCUUAAUUUCCUCGAUCCCAAAGUCUGAUUCGCUAUAAGAAAAUCUACUCUUAGCUUGAAAACGAUAGCUUCGGAGAUUACAUCUACACAACCCUUGUCUCAAUUGCAUGCUCAUUUCUAUAAUUGAAGCCGCCACUGACCUUGGAAAAUCUUUUGGCCACCAAGUAAUGGACAAUAUCCAUACUGUGCCGGAACCGAAUUUGAUAAUUAAUUUGCACUUUUUUUCUUUUUUUUUGUUCACAACAUUUGUGGACUCAAAAAAACAACAACUCUAGAAUUAGGGCCUCCUUAGGAGGACUUGGUCUUGUUUAAGACAAGGAAAGAGGCACUUAACUAGGCUGUUCUCCCACAGGAUCACCAACUACAAUCAUAUGUAAUGCAACCAACAAUGCUGUGUCCAAAAUGUUGCCAUCAUUUUGAGCAAAGCAGAGCUCAAGGUGUCAUGAGGAACGUGUGUGUUGAAUCUCAUACCUGUCGUGUGCCAGAGAUUUUUAGAAAGAUCCAUAAUGCGUAUUUACAUACAUAGUCACUAUAAAAUGUGAUUAUAUGAGACAAUUUUUUUCAAAAAAAAAAAAAAGAAAAGAAAAUAAUUCAUCCACAUGAAUAAGUAUUAAUCAGGUCAGAUCAUUAAACAAUUUUUUUCUUUAGUAAUUUGGGGUCAAUUUCGGUCCAGUUCAGACACUGAAAUUAUAUGAUUAUAUCAAUUUGGAAUGUGGCUUAAUGGUCUUGAACAUUGAAAAUGAAAGGACUGAAACAACAUCUUUAUAAAACUAUGUCAUAUAGGUGUAUAUAUAAAAGAAAAAAGAAGAAUGGUAAAAAGUAUAUGUGUAAGUUCUAAUAACAAGAGAUAUGGGGCCUAGGCGAAUUUCUAAUAUGAGAGGUGAAAUGGCAGGGCAGGAACAUUGUUUCAUACUGUGUCUUCAUAUGCUGCACCAUUCUCUCCUGACAGCUGGUGGGUUACAAUGGCCACAGACCAUACCUAAUGCCAAUACAGUGGAGAGAACCCAAAACCCAAAAAUCUCCUCUCUAUCUAUAAAUAGAUCAGCCUCUCAUCUCUACCCUUUAUUAUAUAUUUACUGCAUCAUAUGCUACUAUGCAGUUGCUCCUAUUGCAGUGACAACAGGAAUAGAGUAUAUAGUAGCUAGCUCAGUAGUAGUCAGCUCAAUUCUUUGGUCACCUCUCUCGAUCACCUCAACAAUGUCUGAUAGAGAAAGAAACUCGAGCUUUAAUAACCGCCAGCACGUAUGCGAACCCUGCAGAUCGUUCGGUCAGAAAUGUAGCCAUUUGGUGAAGAAGCAAAGGGCCAAGUUCUACAUUCUCCGCCGGUGCAUAGCCAUGCUUGUUUGUUGGCAUGAGCGUGAACGUGGAGAACCCUGAAAAGAAAAAUUCAUUAAAUUUAGAUAGUUGCAGCUUCUAUAUUUAUAUAUAUAUAUAUAUAUAUAUAUAUAUAUAUAAUAUUUUGUUGG
Messenger RNA from Ricinus communis (castor bean), 1574 nucleotides. RefSeq lists its product as uncharacterized. The record is from RefSeq and is a predicted model, not a curated record. Bases 958 to 1485 code for a protein of 175 amino acids. The transcript has a single exon. NCBI's taxonomy places the organism in Eukaryota, Viridiplantae, Streptophyta, Magnoliopsida, Malpighiales, Euphorbiaceae. Gene Ontology annotation, biological process: negative regulation of cell population proliferation.